AUGCUGCAAGUCUAUGCAGCAGCUUCUGGUGACUUGCUGGCAGCGGUUCCGGUGCUAGAACUGGAUCAAAAUGCGCCCUUUAGGUCGCUCAAGAAGUGGCUGCAGAGACAUCACGGCCUUCCAGAGUUCAUGUGCCAGCUUGUGCAUGGCACUGGCUCCAAAGCCGUGCAAUUGCAGGCUGAUGCCGAGCUGCGAAGUCUUGUCAGUGCUGAGGUGAAUGUAGAGCUGGACCUCCUUCUUCUGCCUCAUCCCCCUGAUGGACAACCCUUCUCAUCUAAGCAAAAAGGCGAGGCCCUUCACUGCCUCUGUGCCUUUGAAAGGCUACAAGCUGCACGCGCCUUAAUACAGGGUAGUGCCAACCCGGACUUCCGGCUCAGUCGCCUCACACCUUUAGACGUGGCCCUCAACAACAGUCGGUGGGAAGUCGUUCGAGUGCUGCUGGAGGGCGGUGCUAGCAAAGUGCGAGAUGUGGAGCUGGGUCCCAACAUCAACAAGGAAUUGGAUGGUAUGACCCCGCUCUUCAAGGCAUCAAAGACGAAUGAUGUGCAGAUGUUGCGCCUCCUUCUGAUGGCCAGAGCAGAUACGAACAAGCCUUGUGGUAUCGACUAUGACACGCCGCUUGGAAUCGCCUGCAGCCAAGGCUUUGCCAAGAGCGCAGCCAUGCUGCUUGAGGUCGGGGCUUCCAUUGCCAAGCCUUUUGGAAGCGAGCCGCUGCUUCGAGCAUGCCGAGAGGGCCACACGAACGUGGUGAGCCUCCUACUACAGCAUAGAGCGGACAAGGACCAGGUCUUUCGACCAGUAGGUUGUACACCAUUGAGUGUUGCUUGUGAAUAUGCCCGUGUUCAAGUCGUCCAGCUACUGUUGGAACGCCGUGCCAAUCCUCGCAAAGUUUUCAAUGAACGUGAACCUGGUCCUCUAUAUAUGGCAUGUCAGACCGGCAACCGAGAAAUUGUAGAACUACUUCUCCAAGCUGGUGUGUGCACGGACCAGGCUUGUGGCUUUGACCUUGAUGUCCCUCUCCAAGUCGCAUCUCGACAGGGCCACCACGAGGUUGUGGAGCUGUUGCAGCAGGCGAACGCGAGCUCGGACAUUGUUGGCCCUGCGUCAUAG
Molecule: messenger RNA, 1110 nt
Organism: Symbiodinium pilosum
Lineage: Eukaryota; Dinophyceae; Suessiales; Symbiodiniaceae
Source: the annotation of a GenBank genome assembly